GAACUAAAAGCAUUAUAACAAAAAGCCCAAAAGAGCCUAAUAGAAAAUGAGAGACCCAGCUUCAUUAAGAAAUGGGAGGGAGGGAGAGUUGGCGACUGUCGACGGGAGGAGAGACCAACGCGAAGACGGAGAGAAAGAAAGUGGGCCACCCGAAACAAUUCUUGUCCUUUUGUUAAAUUACAGAGAAAUAAUCUGACACGUCACCAGCUCCACCGCAUUUCCACUCGGUGUGACCUAAUAUGUUCACUCCCUAAAAAUUUAAAAAAAAAAAAAUAAUAGAGAGAGAGAAAGAAAAGAAAAUGGGGAAUUCAUUUGGAUGCUCUGCUUCCGGCGAAAGAUUAGUAUCGGCGGCCAGAGAUGGCGAUUUGGUGGAGGCCAGGAUGCUUUUGGAUUGCAAUCCGUGUCUCGCCAAGUAUUCCACUUUUGGUGGCCUCAAUUCUCCUCUCCAUUUCGCCGCCGCUAAAGGUCACAACGAGAUUGUUGCGUUGUUGCUUGAGAAUGGAGCUGACGUGAAUUCAAGGAAUUACUGUGGCCAGACGGCAUUAAUGCAAGCUUGUCGUUAUGGACACUGGGAAGUUGUACAGACUCUUCUACUCUUUCGAUGCAAUGUUACACGAGCAGAUUACCUCAGUGGAAGGACUGCUCUACAUUUUGCAGCUGUAAAUGGCCAUGCAAGAUGUAUAAGACUGGUCGUUGCUGACUUUGUUCCUAGUGCUCCUUUUGAAGCUAUGCAUGCUCAGUUGGAAGAUAAUGCUGGGGAUGCUUCCAAUAUGAACGACAAAUUUUAUCAGAGUGCAUUGUCCAAGUUUGUCAACAAGGCAGCUGAUGGUGGUAUCACAGCUCUUCAUAUGGCUGCAUUGAAUGGAUAUUUUGACUGUGUGCAGCUUUUACUUGAUAUUCAUGCAAAUGUGUCAGCCGUCACUUUUCAUUAUGGAACAACAGUGGAUUUGAUAGGAGCUGGAAGCACUCCUUUGCACUAUGCUGCUUGUGGGGGGAAUUUAAAGUGUUGUCAGAUCCUUCUUUCAAGAGGUGCCAGUCGGAUAACAUUAAACUGCAAUGGGUGGUUGCCGGUUGAUGUUGCCAGGAUGUGGGGGCGUCAUUGGCUUGAACCCUUGUUGGCAUCAAAUUCUGAUUUCACCAUACCAAGAUUUCCUCAUUCUAACUACUUAUCCUUGCCUCUUUUGAGCAUACUUAACAUAGCAAGAGAGUUGGGGAUGCAGUGUUCAACAACCUCCACUGAUGACUCUGAUAUUUGUGCUGUUUGCCUAGAGAGAGCAUGUAAUGUAGCUGCUGAAGGGUGUGGGCAUGAACUUUGUGUAAGAUGUGCUCUGCAUCUUUGCUCAACAAGCAACAUUCCUUCAGAAAUGGUGGGCCCACCUGGCUCCAUACCAUGUCCUCUUUGCAGGCAUGGAAUUGUAUCUUUUGUUCAAUUGCCUGGUUCCCCAGCAAAAGAAAUGAAACUUCCUUUGUCCCUUGGCCUCUGUACCCCAUGCAUGCUUCAUUAUCGUGAUGCAGAAGGGCAAUCUCCAGCUUGUGUACCAGAGAUCAGAAAGAAUCGUGUGACUUCAGUUUCUUCAGAUUUUGUUUGCCCAGUUACUUGUAGCCCAUUUCCUUCUGUUGCAAUCCCGUUGUGCACUUGCAAUGAUGGCCCAUGUCCAUCUUUUGAGCCUCGAACUCAAGAAACUCAAGGUAAAUCCCCUAGUCGCUCUCAAACAUCCGUGGAUCAGGAUAAAAUUGAAGGGCCGAGACUAGAGAAAACCAGCUGUUCUGGGAUGAUGUUUUGGGGCAGAAGAAGCUGCAGCAGAGAGCAUCAGUGUAAUUCAGAAAUAAAUGCAUGAUUCUUUGGGGUUUGGAUAGUAUAAGAUCUGAAUUAUACAUCGAUAUUCUUUUCCAAGGUGGUGAUAUUUGGUCAUACUGGUUUCAAGCACUAAAAAAAUUUUCAAAUCCAUGUUCGCUUCCCCUUUUUGUUUCGGCCGGCUACAUGAAAAUGGAUUUGGGUCUCAGACACGCUACGGUUUAGAUGUCCUCUUAAAAUAUUUGGUGGGGUUGUAAAAAUUGUAGGGGGUUUGGUUCUACAGAUUGAUUGUAAUUGAAUGUCAUCAAGGAUCGGACUUCUUGUUCUCUUUAUUCUGCAUUGAGAAGCAAUCACAAUGAUUUAUAUUAUUUGUUACC
Manihot esculenta (cassava) is the source of this 2172-nucleotide messenger RNA. RefSeq names its product E3 ubiquitin-protein ligase XBAT33. NCBI's taxonomy places the organism in Eukaryota, Viridiplantae, Streptophyta, Magnoliopsida, Malpighiales, Euphorbiaceae. The transcript is spliced from 11 exons. Gene Ontology annotation, molecular function: protein binding. Bases 300 to 1838 code for a protein of 512 amino acids. Gene Ontology annotation, cellular component: cytoplasm; nucleus. The record is from RefSeq and is a predicted model, not a curated record.